AUAUGCAGUCCCCCUAAGUGCCCCCACGGGCUCUGAGACCCUGGCCUCCCUAUGGAGCUUUGGACCUUAGGUCCUUCAUCAUAAGGUCCCUUUAAGUACUUUGUCCCUUACCUGAGUCCCGCCCAGGGCAGGUAAUCGCAAACCCCGCCCCUCUGCCAGAAACCGGGAACGGACUGCUUGCAAGGAGUGGGGGUCCCCGCCUUCCUCUCCCCGCCCCUCUCUCCUGCUUCCCUUCACAGCUGGCUGCAACUGGCCGAGGAGGCCCCGAGUAAAGAGGAGGGGACAGUGCUCACAAGUCUGGGCAGGGGCUGAGGCACCUGUUGUCUGUACCACACCUGGUUCCAGGUGUCCACAAAAUAUGAGGGGCCACCCCUCUCUGCUGCUGCUAUACCUGGGAUUGACCACCUGCCUGGACACCUCAGCCCCUGGGGAGCAAGAUCAAGUCUUCCUGGACUCGCCUGAGGCCCAGAGCUUCCUGGGUGGCCGCAGACGGAUCCCACGCGCCAAUCACUGGGACCUGGAGCUGCUGACACCGGGGAACUUGGAACGAGAGUGUCAGGAGGAGAGGUGUUCCUGGGAGGAGGCGCGGGAGUGCUUUGAGGACAAUACUCUGACGGAGCGCUUCUGGGAGGAUUACAUAUACAACGGCAAAGGAGGGCGUGGACGAGUGGACGUAGCAGGCCUGGCUGUGGGACUGACCUCUGGCAUCCUCCUCAUUGUCCUCGCUGGCCUGGGAGCCUUUUGGUAUCUGCACUGGCGUCGGCGUCGAGGCCAGCAGCCUAGUCCUCAAGAGGCCGAGCUCGUCAGCCCCCUGAGCUCUCUCGGCCCACCGACGCCCCUGCCCCCGCCUCCGCCCCUACCGCCGGGCCUCCCCACCUACGAGCAGGCGCUGGCGGCCUCGGGCGUGCACGACGCACCUCCGCCCCCUUACACCAGCCUCAGGAGGCCUCGCUGAAGGGCAGCUUCCGAGCCGGGGAUCCCCGAACUGUGCCCCAGAUUCACACCGGAUUCCGGAAGCACCCAGGCUUCUUAAACUCUGGACGGAGCUGAGCUGAGGGGGUGGAGGGAGUAGGGGUCGCCGGCCCGAGCCCUAGGCCUACCCUGGCACACGUGUUUCCGCCGCGUACGGAUACACGCAUGUCCCCGGACAACGUGUUCCCGCGUCCUGGGCCCUGGUGGACCCCCACGCUCUCCUGACUGUGGGGGUACCCGCCAGCCCCACCCCCGGUGUAGGCGCGCGUGGAAACUCGGACCGAGGCGGGCAAUCCGGGUGUGCAGACUCGCGGGUGAGCAGGUGUGACACGGCCAUCGCCUUCCAGUACCACGGGCCACGGACACGCAGAGCCCCGCCUGUGCACACGCAUGUCUUCGUGCGCUCCCCGUGCGCGCACAGGGGCGCUGUGCAACCCAGGGAAAGGGUGGGGGGCAUAUUUGCAAGCGUGCUCGGUGGGGGCAGGCUGGCAUUACACCCCGGGGGACGAGCUGAGCUCUUCCCCUAAAUAAACAGCCUAUGGAAAGGAGACCAAAAAAAGCAAAACAAUGCAAAAAAAUAAAAUCAAAUAAACUGAA
Equus caballus (horse) is the source of this 1569-nucleotide messenger RNA. RefSeq names its product proline rich and Gla domain 2 (gene PRRG2). NCBI's taxonomy places the organism in Eukaryota, Metazoa, Chordata, Mammalia, Perissodactyla, Equidae. Gene Ontology annotation, molecular function: calcium ion binding. Gene Ontology annotation, cellular component: extracellular region; plasma membrane. The record is from RefSeq and is a predicted model, not a curated record.